Molecule: messenger RNA, 1182 nt
Organism: Trichoplax adhaerens
Lineage: Eukaryota; Metazoa; Placozoa; Uniplacotomia; Trichoplacea; Trichoplacidae
Exons: 1
Coding region: 1-1182 (393 amino acids)
Molecular function (GO): protein binding
Source: RefSeq, a predicted model, not a curated record
AUGGAAUCGCCAGUAAACUCUAAUUUGAUUUCAUUGCCGGCAGAGGUUAUAUGCCGUAUUAUAAGUCAUGUUCCGGUCGAAUGUCAUCCUUCAGUUUCAUUAACCUGUCGCUACAUGCGAGAAUGCUCUCAUGUUGAUCGUUUAUGGCUACAACGAUGUCGUGAUGAAUACAACGUUGACGAUUACCGAAGUUGGAAAGGCGUUUCAUCGUAUUAUCAAUUAUAUUCCAAGAUAUUAUAUAGGUAUGGGCCUCUUCUAGGAGUCUGGUUACGUCGAAUGGGUUGCUAUGGAGGGCUUAUAUCAAUUAAAAUUCGAGAUGGUCAAAUAUUCGGUGAAGAAUACGUCGUAAAUCCCGACGAACGAUCAGCUGACAAAAUUAACGUUGUCUGUCGACCAGUCUUUGCUAUCACUACGACCGAAAACGAGGACUGUAUCGUAGAAUGUCAUACUCUACUUAGUGAAAGCCAUCGCGCCAACAUUGAUAUGAAAAUAUUUAAAAAUGGUCUAGUUGAUAAAUUUAAGCUAAAUUGUGAUGCGAAGUAUCGCCAUAUUCCUUUAGAAAACAAUGAUUUACAAUUUCUCUUCGACUCAUUAUAUCGACUGUGGGCUCAAGGUGAACUUGGAGCUAAUUAUACAAAUGACACAUUCGUUAAUGAGGUUAUCGGUAUAAAAUUUUGGACUUAUCUGUCAUGGAGUCAUGGAUUUACAUUUACUAGGCUUCCGCCAAUCAAUCAUAGCAAUGUUGAUACAAACAUAUCAAAGAAUCACUUACGAUCUGGAUAUUACGCCGGUACUUAUGGAGUCCAUGGACUAGAAAUUAUUCGGAUCCUGUACAAGGAGCAAACACUUAAUGGAACUAAAAUAACAGGCGAUCCUAACGUGCCUGCUGGCAAGAUCACUUUCAAAGCAUUUUUAAGUAAUCCUAUCCUAAUAGCCAAUCCUGAAGAUGGCCCAUUCUUACUAACUGACGACCUAUUACCAUCGAUUAAUGGCAUACCUCGCCAUGCAUUAGCUAUCUACCACGGUAGCGGACAAAUCGCUUUUGAAGGGUACAGAUUACCAAGAUUUAUUAAUGGAAAAUUUAUUGUAUUCAAUCAAGAUACGUGUGGAUUUAUUUGGUUGGGAGCUGUCAUUUCCUUUACUUUAUUCAAGCGUUUUGAUGAAGGAUUUCUCAAUGUAUAG